This is a messenger RNA of Micromonas commoda, 1911 nucleotides long. RefSeq lists its product with no specific name. Gene Ontology annotation, molecular function: chromatin binding; DNA-directed DNA polymerase activity. NCBI's taxonomy places the organism in Eukaryota, Viridiplantae, Chlorophyta, Mamiellophyceae, Mamiellales, Mamiellaceae. The record is from RefSeq and is a predicted model, not a curated record. Gene Ontology annotation, biological process: response to UV; mitochondrial DNA replication; error-prone translesion synthesis. The transcript has a single exon. Bases 1 to 1911 code for a protein of 636 amino acids. Gene Ontology annotation, cellular component: nucleus; mitochondrial matrix.
AUGGGGGCGGUCGGGAAGAAGCGCUCGGCGGAGCGCGUGGAGGAGGCCACGGAGAGCUUCCGUAAGGUCCUGGAUAGUCUCACGAACGAGGCGUCGGCGAGGGGAAAGCGGCUCAGUCAUUGGGCUCGACAACCGAGGCCGAGGCCGAUAUACGAGAUCUGCGACCUCUUCUGCGCCGAGCGCACUGCUACGCCGAAGAAGAAGCCUCAGGCGCACGUGAGGCCGCCGCCCAUGGCCCCGUCGCUCUUCUACGCGCCCAAGAGUUCUGCAUACGCGGAUGGGUCCGGAGACCCGCACCCAUUCAUCUCCAGGUGGCAGGAGAGAGCCGCGAGGAGGAAGGUUGAGAGGAUCGUGGCCAAGGCGCGACGAAGCACGGGAGGUGCGGUGCGCGAGCACGAGGAGCACAGCGAGCCGUACAGAGAGUUCCCGCGGCAGCAGAUGGCGUUCGAGUGGGGAGAUGCGUGGGAGGAGAAGAACCGCGCGGUGACGAGGCGACUCGCCGAGGGAGAAGAUGGCGACAAGGACAAGGACGAACACCACACCACCGCGAUGAGAUUCUUCUCGGCGGAGGAUCACUCGACUGGGAGACGCAAAUUCAUCGCGUCGACGUACGAAGAGUUCUGGCGCAGGUACAGCGCCCCGGAGCUGUUCGGCAAGAGGCAUCACUACGAGCUAAUACGCGAGGCGAGACCGUGCCAUCUCUACUUCGACCUGGAGUACGCGCUGGGCGCCAACGCGGACGUCAACGGAACAGCCGCGACGGAUGCGCUCGUCGAACUCGUCCUCGAAGACCUGGCCACGCGCGAGGGGGUCGUGGGCGCGGACGGCGCGCCGCUUCGACCUGCCCAGUGCGUGAUGGAGCUACAGUCGACGAGUGCGACCAAGUUCUCUCGGCAUCUCGUGUUCAGGACGCCGGGUGUCGCGUUCGCCAACGCGGCGCACGCGGGUCAUUUCGUUCGUAGGCUCUUCGACAGGAUACUGAAGGACAGGGAAACCGACCCGCGGUGCGAGGCGUGCUUCGUGCGCAAAGAGGACGAUGACGGUGUAAAGGGCGCCAGCGAGCGCGACAUUCCAUUCGUGGAUCUCGGUGUUUACACGCGCAACCGAGCGUUUCGGCUGUACUUGUCGUCCAAGAGCGGGAAGAACGUUCGGCUGCUGCCCACGCACCGCCUGUGGCGCCCACCGGGCGUCACCGUUCCGGCGACGAUGGCUGACGAGACCAUGUUCUACUCAUCUCUGGUAUGUAACGUGGAGCGGGGAGCCAGACUUAUAUCUUAUGAGGGCGUCGGGCAGCAGAGCUCCUACAUCGGUGGCAGGCAACUGCAGGGCUAUGGCGUGAUAACAGCAGAGCAAGCCAAUGUUAACCGCGGCGAUUGUCCUCGUGGUAUAACAGAUGGUGUAAUGCCCUGCCCUGAGACGGCCGCGUUUGUAUGCCGUGAUUUCGACGAAUGGUCACCCGCGGGCUGCUCUGGCGCCGAGGUUCGAACGUGGUGCGCGUUUCCCGAUCACGGGGUUGUGGUGAUGAACAUGCAGAAGAACAGGUUCUGCGAGAACGUUGAACGACCGCACAAAAGCAACAACGUCAUGUUUGUGGUGGACUUCCGCGAGGGGGCAUAUUACCAGCGAUGCCACGAUCCGGAGUGUCGCGGUCAUAGAGGAUGUCUCCGACCUCUUCCCUCGGAGUUGGCUCGCGAGGCUGUCGCGCUCGCAUCGUUCAUUACGGAGGAACCGAAGGCUGAGUGGACACCGCCGAGCUUUGAUGAUGAUGACGACGAUGAGGAGUUGUUUUGGUCUGUCGCGGCAGAGGAGGACGGGCCGGCCAAGAACGACAUCGCGUGGAAACCGCCUACAUUUAAGGACGAUGAAGCCGACGCGACGUUCUGGGCUGAGGCAGCGGCGUUGGCCAGUUAG